Messenger RNA from Trichoderma virens Gv29-8, 711 nucleotides. RefSeq lists its product as uncharacterized. The record is from RefSeq and is a predicted model, not a curated record. The transcript has a single exon. NCBI's taxonomy places the organism in Eukaryota, Fungi, Ascomycota, Sordariomycetes, Hypocreales, Hypocreaceae. Bases 1 to 711 code for a protein of 236 amino acids.
AUGGCUCGUAUUCAAUUUGGCAUUCUUUCUUUCGACUAUCAAGUCGUUGACGUGGCCUGUCCAACCGACCUUCUCGGCAGUCUCACUAAAGAGUUCUUGGAAGGCAUGCAAACCCUUGGUCCUAUUGAUCAAAGCAUCAUUGAUCGAGCACCCCAAUUCGACUUUCAUCAUAUUGGCAUCACUCGUGAUCCUGUAACCCUUACAAGCUCAAUGAGCAUUGUGCCCACUACCACUGUUGAUGAGUGUCCUGAGCUGGACAUUUUGUUAGUCGGUGGGCCGAACCCACUCACUUUCAAACUGCACCCAAAAUUUGCCGAGUUCAUCCGUCGCCAUGUUGCUGCAGGGAAAUUGUUGUUUACCAACUGCACCGGCGCUUCUGUGGUUGCAGAGACAGGUGUCCUUGAUGGAAAGAAUGCAACAGUUAAUAACGUCGAAUUUGAACAUGCAAAAAAGAUAUAUCCUAAUGUUAAAUGGACGAGAGAGAAGAAGUGGGUUGUUGAUGGAAAUAUCUGGACAGGAUCUGGCGCGAUCGCGGGUAUGGAUAUGUUUGCACACUGGAUAAAGGAGAAUUACGGCCAAGAUAUUCUUAUCCAGGCAGCCAUGCUACUUGAUUACGAGCCAAGAGAUAUCAAUGGCGUACUGAAUGUCAUUCCAAAACGAUACGACGAAAAGGGACAGCAGAUUUCUACUCACGUUUACUCUUAUCAUUAG